AUGAGAAGAGAAGGCUUUUUGAUUACAUCAACAUAUACAGCACGUGGUAGAGACCCUUUUACAGACGCGGUUCGUAACUUUAAAGCACGUUCUUCUAUUAAUGAUGAUCCAGAUUUCUACAUACCUUAUUUUCGUCCACCUUCGCAUCCUUUACGAACCAGUGAUCCUGGAUAUGACGCUAAACGAAGAUAUAUAGAGACGAAAUUAGCUAAAUACAAGGAACCUAAGGAUCCAAGGACUGGAGAAGUAAAGGAAUCACAUGUCAAGAUAAAUAAGCUUUACAAAGUAGUUGAAGAAUUGGAGAAACGAUCUAAUGAGAUUAACGCUGAGAAGAAAAAGGAAGUACCAAAUAUGAACAAACUAGAUAAGAUGAUUAAGGAAUAUAGAGGAUUGGCGAAUACAUCGAGCGUUCUAAUAAAGGAAGUAGAAAACACGACAAAGCUGCAGAAAAUGAUUCAUGAUGAAUUACUGUUAGGUGAAUUUUCUAUAAAACAAAGACAGAGUAACUUAAUGGGUGAGGCUUAUUAUUUGGAGAAUUGGUAUAAUGAGAGGUUAAAACAAAUGUCGACUCCAACACCAACUCCUACACCUACUCCUACAGUAGCUCCAACACCAACUCCCACUCCUGAACCAACAGUAGCUCCAACGCCAACUCCUACAGUAGCUCCAACGCCAACUCUGACACCAACUGCUCACGCAGGUCCUCCACCAAUGUCGAGUAGUCAUGGUAUAACAUUAAAUAAACCAACACCUACACCAAAAAUAACUCCUGUAUCACAUCCUAGUACAACUAACCCAGUAUCUGAUUCAAAUCAAGCGGAAAGAUCACAGGUUCUUAAAAGAGCUAAUACACCAACUGCUUCCCCUAUUAGAACACCAGAGCCAACUCCAAGAAUCACAAAGGCGCCAACACCUUCACCGACUGUUGAACCAACUCCAGAACCAACA
Trichomonas vaginalis G3 is the source of this 948-nucleotide messenger RNA. RefSeq names its product microtubule-associated protein family. The record is from RefSeq and is a predicted model, not a curated record. NCBI's taxonomy places the organism in Eukaryota, Parabasalia, Trichomonadida, Trichomonadidae. The annotation marks the transcript as partial. The transcript has a single exon.